CGUGUGAGCUGCGCAAAAAAGAAAAAAAGGAAACAGGAAAGGGGGGUGCGUUCCCUUGGGCUGGCCGUUUCAUUACCAUAACUCAUGCUAUGUAAUCUCCUCUUGUGUCAUCAUCUCAAAGUCCUCUUCAAUCUCAUCCCUCUCUCUCCCUUAGGGUUUUCCUCAGAUCAAAAAACACCCCCAAAUAAAUUAUUCACACACAGACCCAGAUGGGUAAGAAGAGAAAGUCUCUUGCAUCAAGCCUAGACGAGGUAGAUCGAAGCAUGUACUCCACUUUUUGCAACGGCGCUAACGCUAUUUCCCAGCUUUAUUCUCAGGCUAUGAAUCAUCAGAAGAUCUCUUUUCAAUCUGGGGAGCGUCAUGGCUUGGAAAAACUUUAUCAAUGGAUAUUGAGACAACAAGAGGGAGGAUCAAGAGUGACUACAGCUGACAUACUCUCAUACAUACAGGCUGAUUUGGACUAUUGUGGAGAGGAGCCAUCUUUAUCACCUAGAGCUCCACUGCAGAACCAACUGCAAGCUGCAUCUUCUGGCCUCUCUGGUGGACCAACGGCUGGACAGGUUUUCCGAUCAGAACACAACGAUCAACAGUCCAAGAGUUAUGUUUUCUCUAAUGCUCUUUCAAGCCCUGUUCGUAGGAGCCUUCAAAACUAUCAUAUUUCUCAAGGAGAAUUUGACCCAAAUGGCGUACAACACCCUACUACUGGAACUCGGAAUAACAGGCCCAAUUCCGCUCAACUGCAGAACAGCAACUCAAAUGAUUCCUCUAUGGACAUGCAUUCGGAUAGUCCUGGUCAUGAAUCAACUUUUUGAGUACUGAAGUAGUUUCAGUCAGAAGAUGCUUGCCAUGUGUUAAACAGAAGUGUUGGAAUGGCUGUUUCGGCUCCAUUAUUUAUCUGGAAGGAAGCACAAUGUGGGAUUGAUUGCUUCAUACAAAGGUGACUCGAGUGUCAAAAGUAAAGUGGAUACAUUGUGUAAUGUGUUUUCACUUGGUUAAAGGCAUUGUGGUGAUCACAAAACCUUUUCAAGUGUGGCUUUCUUUUUUUAUAUUGUUAUCCAUUUUGGAUGAAUCAACCAAGUUCUUUUACCCUUCUAUUUCUGUGUAAAGAGUCUGUCAUGGGAUUGUGAUGUAUUAGUUAUUGACUAAGUUGGUUGCUUAUUUCAUAUGGUCGGUGCACCAUGUUUGGCA
This is a messenger RNA of Daucus carota subsp. sativus, 1188 nucleotides long. RefSeq lists its product as uncharacterized. Bases 210 to 812 code for a protein of 200 amino acids. NCBI's taxonomy places the organism in Eukaryota, Viridiplantae, Streptophyta, Magnoliopsida, Apiales, Apiaceae. The transcript is spliced from 3 exons. The record is from RefSeq and is a predicted model, not a curated record.